Molecule: messenger RNA, 552 nt
Organism: Malassezia japonica
Lineage: Eukaryota; Fungi; Basidiomycota; Malasseziomycetes; Malasseziales; Malasseziaceae
Exons: 5
Coding region: 1-552 (183 amino acids)
Source: RefSeq, a predicted model, not a curated record
AUGUCCCAGAACGACAUUAAGAACCAAGCGAACAAGGCCGCCGACAAGGUCGACAAGGCCGCCAAGGACGUCAAGAGCGAGGCCGAGAAGGCCACCAAGGACGCCUCCAACAGCCUCGACAAGGCUGCCAAGGACGUGUCCAACGAGGCUGACAAGGCUUCCAAGGAGGUCUCGCGCGAGGCUGAGAACAUCCUCGACGAGGCCAAGGCCACCGCCAACAAGGUCGGUGACAUUAUCUCGAAGGAGGCCGAGGAGCUCGAGGACCGUGCCAAGGAGGCCGGCAAGAGCAUCUCGAAGAGCUUCCAGACCGGUCUCGACAAGGCCAAGUCGUUCUGGAACGACUUCUCGAGCAACCCCAAGUACUGGCUCUCGACCCUCAGCGUCGUCAACGUCGCUGUCCUUGGUGCUGCUGGCUACUUCGGUUACCAGAACCGCAACAAGAUCGAGGCUCAGGACAAGAAGCUGCUCGGCGCUGCCGCCGUCGGCAUUGUCACCAUCCUCGGUGGUGAGAGCUACUUUGCUACCAAGAACGCCAAGAAGCAGCUGAAGUAA